Vespula vulgaris is the source of this 2265-nucleotide messenger RNA. Its product is annotated as ATP-binding cassette sub-family F member 2. Bases 160 to 2064 code for a protein of 634 amino acids. The transcript is spliced from 9 exons. Gene Ontology annotation, molecular function: ATP binding; ATP hydrolysis activity. The record is from RefSeq and is a predicted model, not a curated record. Lineage: Eukaryota; Metazoa; Arthropoda; Insecta; Hymenoptera; Vespidae.
CCCUUCCAAGUUUUGUUGAAAAUUCAUACGGAUCAGGUACUACCAUCUGUGAGUCGAUCUAACAACUUAUUCUUCCACUUGAUGGCUUUGCCUUUAUCCGUGCACGUGUGUUCUGUGUCGCAAGAAUCGUUCAUUUUUUGGCGCACAAUUAGAUAAAACAUGCCGUCCGACGCAAAAAAGAAACAACAACAGAAAAAGAAAGAAGCUGCUAAGGCUAGACAAUCUGGCAAGAAACCAACUACCAAUCAAACAAAAUCUACAGAAGAUGGAAAAGAUCUAAAUACUGCGUCGGAAGAACCUGUUCAAAAUGGAACUAAUGGAACGGCUAUUAGUGUAGAAGAGGCAUUAUGCUUAAAGCUAGAAGCAGAUGCCAGGCUCAAUGCUGAAGCACGUUCAUGCACUGGAUCUCUGGCUUCGCAUCCACGAAGUAGAGACAUAAAAAUAUCUAAUUUUUCUAUUACCUUUCAUGGUUGCGAAUUGCUACAAGAUACUAUGCUUGAAUUAAAUUGUGGAAGACGUUAUGGUUUACUUGGUCUUAAUGGUUCUGGAAAGUCUACUUUGUUGGCAGUACUUGGAAAUAGAGAAGUUCCUAUACCAGAUCAAAUUGAUAUUUUUCACUUGACUAGAGAAAUGCCUGCUAGCAAUAAAACUGCUUUAGAAUGUGUUAUGGAAGUUGAUGAAGAAAGAGUAAGACUUGAGAAACUCGCUGAAGAAUUGAUUGAUUGCGAAGAGGAAGAUGCUCAGGAACAACUAAUGGAUGUAUAUGAACGAUUAGAUGAUAUGGCUGCUGACACUGCAGAAGCUCGUGCUGCGCAUAUUUUACAUGGUCUAGGUUUUACUCCCCAAAUGCAAAAAACUGCCACCAAGGAUUUUUCAGGAGGAUGGCGUAUGCGUAUAGCUCUUGCUAGAGCACUCUAUGUGAAACCUCAUCUAUUAUUGCUCGAUGAACCAACCAAUCAUUUGGAUUUGGAUGCAUGUGUUUGGCUGGAGGAAGAAUUGAAAACGUAUAAACGAAUUUUGGUUAUCAUCUCCCAUUCUCAAGACUUUCUUAAUGGCAUUUGUACAAACAUUAUACAUGUCAAUAAGAAACAAUUAAAAUAUUACACAGGAAAUUAUGAAGCAUUUGUGAAAACAAGAAUGGAAUUAUUGGAGAAUCAAGCGAAACAGUACAAUUGGGAGCAAGAUCAAAUCGCCCAUAUGAAGAAUUAUAUUGCACGAUUUGGACAUGGUUCUGCUAAAUUAGCAAGACAAGCUCAAUCGAAAGAGAAAACUUUAGCAAAAAUGGUAGCACAAGGUCUUACAGAAAAAGUUGUCAAUGAUAAAGUAUUAAAUUUCUAUUUUCCAUCUUGUGGAACUAUUCCACCUCCUGUUAUAAUGGUGCAGAACGUGAGUUUUCGUUACAAUGAAAAUUCUCCCUGGAUAUAUAAAAAUUUGGAGUUCGGUAUUGAUUUAGAUACUAGAUUAGCUUUAGUUGGUCCUAAUGGUGCAGGAAAGAGUACAUUAUUAAAAUUACUUUAUGGGGAUUUGGUGCCUACAAGUGGUAUGAUUCGUAAAAAUAGUCAUCUACGUAUAGGAAGAUAUCAUCAGCAUUUACAUGAACUUUUAGAUUUGGAUAUCUCUCCUUUGGAUUAUAUGAUGAAAGCUUUUCCAGAUGUUAAAGAACGAGAAGAAAUGCGAAAAAUUAUCGGUCGUUAUGGACUUACCGGGCGUCAACAAGUCUGUCCAAUUCGUCAACUAUCUGAUGGACAACGUUGUCGUGUAGUAUUUGCUUGGUUAGCUUGGCAAGUCCCACAUUUAUUACUUCUUGACGAACCUACAAAUCAUCUUGACAUGGAAACAAUAGAUGCACUUGCAGAAGCAAUUAAUGAUUUUGAUGGAGGGAUGGUGCUAGUAUCUCACGAUUUCAGAUUGAUAAAUCAGGUUGCAGAAGAGAUAUGGGUAUGUGAAAAUGGAACAGUUACAAAGUGGAGUGGUAAUAUUUUGAAUUACAAGGAACAUCUCAAAAACAAAGUUCUUAAUGAUAAUCAGAAAAGACAAAAGGAUUUUAUCAAUAGAGGAAAAUAAUGCAAGGCCCGUUAUUCAAUAUAUAUUACAUUUCUCGUUUUAUUCAGAGCACUCUCUAUUACUUUAAAAUUUUACCUAUGGUCUUGAUCGUUAAUUGUCACUGCACUUAUGCUGCUGUGUAGCGUACCGGUGACACGAGAUUACCUAGUUAAUUUAUUUAAAUAAUACGUCAUUAAAUAUACCGCAAAUGUACACAUCUUA